GCUUGCUGCGGGAUUUUGCCGAUGAGGAUAUACUGGCUGCUACUCUUUGAGGCCUGGCAAAGUCUUGCGCGGCCAGAGCAUGUGGUAGUGCUGCCUCAAGGUGCUAUCGGUCUCUCCACACGCGGCAAAGCUCUGCGUGUUCGAGUGACUUCAUCGCUUCAGCCCACGGAGGUUGAGGACGAGCCCAGAGAGGUGCUGCCGGCUGAAGCAGAUGCGACCUUUCGCAUUUUCAAGGGCGAGGAAGAGGGUAUUGAAGUCGAUGGAGUUGGAGCUGUCUCCGUUCUUCGGCCGGGAGGUCGCAUCCCCCGGCUGCGGCUGCGUGACUCGCAGGGGCACCUGCUGACUGAGAGCAGCUUGAGCUGCGGACAGCUGCUGAACCGAAGAGCACAGG
Molecule: messenger RNA, 391 nt
Organism: Cladocopium goreaui
Lineage: Eukaryota; Dinophyceae; Suessiales; Symbiodiniaceae
Source: the annotation of a GenBank genome assembly